This is a messenger RNA of Colletotrichum truncatum, 876 nucleotides long. RefSeq names its product rta1 domain-containing protein. Lineage: Eukaryota; Fungi; Ascomycota; Sordariomycetes; Glomerellales; Glomerellaceae. Gene Ontology annotation, cellular component: membrane. The record is from RefSeq and is a predicted model, not a curated record.
AUGCCGGAACUCCAGUCGCACAACGGGUACUACCUGUGGCACUAUGUGCCAAAUCUGGUGGCUGCUAUCAUAUUUGAAGUUCUAUUCGUCCUGGUCACGUUUUACCACGCGUGGAUGAUUGCGAGGACCAAGACAUGGUUCUGCAUCGUGUUCGCUAUCGGCGGUGUCCUUGAAAUCAUCGGAUACGCAGGCAGGGCCAUUGCACGGGAACGCACCGGCGAGAUUGGCCCCUAUGUCAUGCAGAGCGUGACCAUCCUUGUCGCGCCUGCCCUCUUUGCGGCCUCGGUUUAUAUGACACUGGGAAGGAUUAUUCGCAGCGUUCAUGGCGAGUCACUCUCGGUCAUUCGAGUCAACUGGCUCACGCGUAUCUUCGUCACCGGCGACUGCUUUUCGUUCCUCGUCCAGGCGAGCGGCGCCGGGCUUAUGGUUAAGGAUGGCAACCAGAAAAUGGGACAGAACCUCAUUGUAGCAGGUCUCGUUAUCCAGAUUGUGCUGUUUGGCAUUUUCUGGCUGACGUCUAUUAUCUUCCACAUUCGACUGGCCAAGUACCCAACAGAGGCCUCGAUCAACGGAGGUUCGCCAUGGAAGUCUGGCUUGUGGAUGCUUUACAUCGUUAGUUGCUUUAUCAUGGUGCGGUCCAUCUUCCGCCUUAUCGAGUACAUUCUAGGCGGCGACGGAUACCCGCUGCAGAACGAGUGGACACUCUACGUCUUCGAUGCGACACUCAUGUUUUUCGUCAUGGUUGCAUACGCAUGGCGUUUCCCCAGCGCUUUCCAGAUCCGAAAGAACGGCCACCCGUCGACGUCGGAUGUCGAGGGCUUCGAUAUGACGGAGCAGGAAACCCAGCAGCGCUCGAUGCGGAAGUCGAUGCGAUGA